CACAGGUGAGAAUUCGAUUGGCAGGGGACGGGGGAGAUUGGGCCACAAUUUUGUUUGAACUUUGAAUAAUGGAUGAAAAGAGGAUACAGCUUGCGAGUUAAAUGGAAAAUUCUCCAGCCCAAAGCCCAAACUCACUCUUCAUGGGGAGUAUAACGGUCUCUUCCACGGUUCAAUUACCAUUGCAGAAAUUUGAAUUUGCCUAGAACACAGAACCCAUCAUAAAGCAAACCAGAGUAAAAAUUGAGUGAUGAAAGAUAUGGAAAAGGCUGUGGAGAUAAAGGAUUCGACGUCUUCUUCCUCCUCUGUCGAGGAUCAAGAAACUCCUCUUCGACCCAUAUUUUGCCUUAAAAAGAAGGUAGACUUGAAGAUAUUUGAGGAGAUUUAUGAUUGCUUUAUUCUUGAUUUUGAUCCUGUAGAACCUAUUCGCUGUAUCUCCAGUCUUUCUGUUUCCUCCAAUGAUGACCUCUCUGUCAUUGCUGAAAAAGGACAGGUUGCUUGCAGAGAUUACCCACAUGCAAGACAUCUGUGUCUCAAAUACCCAUUUGACAGUACACCACAUGAGAAAUUCUGCCAUAUGUGCUACUGCUACGUUUGCGACUUGGUUGCUCCUUGCAAGUACUGGAAUGAUCCUACAUCAGCGCAUUGCCAUGCCUCAGAACACACUGAUGCUUGGAAGUUAAAAAGAAAUUUGAGGAAAAAUCAGCCUCCUCUUUACAGUUGAACAAUUUCUUACUUUCAUUGCCCUCCGGGUUUUGCUGAUUUCUAGUUCCUUGCAUUUUGCACCCACCCGUAUCUGAAACACACAUCUCCUGCUGUUUAAUAGUUUGCUAUCAGUUGGUCAAAUUCAUACUCUGAAUUUGAGAUUUUGGUACCAAAGAUAGGUUUCAAUAUGUUGAACAUCACCGGUUUAGGGAGGAUUAUUUGCUACUAUGUUCUAUGUAUACCUUUUCGGGUGAAUGAAUAUUUAUGAUUUGCUUCAGUAUGUUGAUUGACCAAUGAGAAAACAACCACAAAUACUUCAAAGCUA
Hevea brasiliensis (rubber tree) is the source of this 1027-nucleotide messenger RNA. Its product is annotated as RPM1 interacting protein 13. NCBI's taxonomy places the organism in Eukaryota, Viridiplantae, Streptophyta, Magnoliopsida, Malpighiales, Euphorbiaceae. The record is from RefSeq and is a predicted model, not a curated record. The coding region runs from base 248 to 721 and encodes 157 amino acids. The transcript has 3 exons.